ACAACACAACGCACUCCAUUUUUAUAACACCAUGAGCUCCGACCUCACUUUUACACACAGACAAUCACAAACACUUUCACACACAGAUAAUCACAAAAUUGGGCGUUGGGUGAGAUGUAUACAUAAAUGUGGGGACUACUUGUUACUAUAUAAGUUUUUUUUUUGACGAACAAAUGUGUUACUAUAUAAGUUGGAUUGUGAUUGUUGAUUACUCCUUCUCCCAUAUCUAAAUUAUUUUUGUAGUUUAUGGCUACUAGCUUGUGUUUGAUUUUAUUAUCAGUGUUGAGCAGGCACACAUCUCAGUUCCAUAGAUCUUAAUUUUUGUACGUCAUGUUUCCAUGCAUGGUCUUAUAGGCGCUAUGUAUCGAUACAUGUGGUCAUACGACGAAAAAAAGGAUGAUAACAUAUCAAGUCAAAUACCAGAUUCAUUUCCUGUUUGGGACAUACAAUGUUGGUGUUGAAUACUUGUUUUUUCUUUUAAUAGUUCUUAGUUCUUACUCAUUUUGAUAUUUUCAACUCUCAUGAGUCAUGAUAUAGCGUUUUUUUUUUGGUCAACUACUCUCAUGAUAUAGUCAUUGACUCAUUUUGUUACCAAAAAAAGAAAGCCAUUGACUCAUUUAUCAUUUUACCCACAAAUUUAUAUAUGAAACUAGUUAUCCAAUUUUAUAAAUCUUCAAUUUCGCGGUAAGUAUGAAAAUUAAUCAGUAAACAUAAAUAACGUCAAAUUUCAUAUGAUAUAUUUACAAAAUUAGUUGAAUAACAAUAAAUAUUUGUAAACACAAGAGUCAAAAACAUUAAAAAUUUCAAUAUAUUGUAAUAAAUAAGUAGAAGAUCCAAUAAUUAACGUUAAAGUUGAUCGAGAAAAAAAAACACUUUAAACCAAUGAUUAAAUUAACACCCCUUCUCAAAAAUAUAACAAUAAUAACAGCGCAUAUAUAAACAAAGUUAAAUCUCAAAUAAACUGCAGUUUCUGUCCCAUAUAUAUAUCUUUAAAUGAUUUGUUUCCAGUUUCUCCCAACAUAUAAAAUAUCUGAUUCACAUUUCAUUUAAGAAGUUAUUAAACAAGAAACCUGUGAAUCCAUGUAUGGCAAUGAUGGGACUUGCCCAACACAAGAAGAACGUACUUCAUAUCCUUCUUCUCCUCUUCUGCAUGUCCAUCAUCAUUCUCCUCCUCCUCGUCCCCGAGACCAAACACUCUCUCACUACUUUCCGACAGAACAACAAGAACAACAAUUAUGUCCCGCCUUUCACUUUCCUCAUCAAAGUCCUCACGUUUAACCGCCUCCACUCCCUCUCCCGCUGUCUCCGAUCUCUCUCCUCCGCGGAGUACGGCGUCUCAGGCGACAGAGGACGCGUUCACCUCCACGUCUAUAUAGAUCAUUUCUCACUCGACCAAAAUGAUACAACCGUGGAAGAUAGCUUGAGGAGCACGAAAGAGAUCCUGGAUUUUGUGGACAAGUUCGAGUGGAGAUUUGGGGAGAAACUGGUUCAUUACCGGACCGGUAACGCUGGCUUGCAGGGACAGUGGCUGGAGGCUUGGUGGCCGAGCUCAGAUCAUGAGUUUGCGUUCGUCGUUGAAGAUGAUCUUGAGGUUUCUCCGCUUUACUUCGGGUUUCUUGAGCGCGUGAUUCGUGACUACUACUAUGAUGCUUCUAGUUUCAACCCUUCUAUAUAUGGAGCUUCGCUUCAGAGACCAUGGCUCGUUCCAGGUGAAAAUGGAAAUAAACUACAAGUAGAUCCCAAAACUAAUAUUUUCUUAUACCAGUUAGUGGGAACUUGGGGACAGCUUCUCUUCCCUAAGCCAUGGAAAGAGUUCAGACUAUGGUACGACGAGCACAAAUCAAAGGACAAGAAGCCUUACCUUAGUGGCAUGGUGACAGAUGAAUGGUACAGGGCGUUAGAAGAACGAAUAUGGACACCAUGGUUCAUAAAGUUUGUCCACUCACGUGGCUACUUCAACAUCUACACCAACUUCCCUAACGAGAGUGCUCUAAGCGUCUCUCACAGGGAUGCUGGUGUUAACUAUAGAGAAACCGUUGGACCAGACUCUCAGUUACUGAACCAAAGCUUCACCGGUUCUGAUUUUCUGAAACUCCAACCUUUGACCAACCUUAAGUGGUACGAUUACUGUUUCGGUGAAGUUAUUACUGGUAGAGUUGUGAGGAGCUUGAAUGAACUUGGCACCAUUCUUCCUUCUGUGCAGAGAGAUAAAACCAUAGUUCUGGUCAGUCUUUUUGAUGCAGACGAGAUGUUUAUCAGGAACUUACUCUGCCAUUUCGAGAGGAUUAAUACUCGGAACCAUAUAUUUAUAGGUCCUAGAUCAGAGUUUCUCUAUGACCUUUCAAGAAGGGGACAUCCUGUGAUUGAUGCGGAUAUGUUUAUCAAAAGCGACUCAGUCAAGGAGGCUCUGAGCAGUGCUUAUGUUGUUAUGAAAUGCUUGGAGCUAGGAUACAGCACAUGGGUGUUUUCGAGUAAUGCGCUUUUGGUGGAUGAAGAUCUAAUACUCCUUGACAGCAUCAGAUCAGGAUACGACUUCUAUAUAGGAGAAAGCUCUGGAGUAUUGAUUGUUCUAUCUUCACCGGUCAGUCGAAAGCUGUGGAGGAAUGAGCUUAUGCCUAGCAUUGUAUCCUCAGCAACGAAGAAUCCAUCCCCAGAACAUGGUCUAGAUUUUAUUCAGCUAGUGAAAGAGCUACUGGAGCAAAAGGGGAAAAAGGUAAAGACUGUAGAGACGAUGAGUAUUGCAGAGAAUACUAAUGCCGAGAGCGUAAACCAGUGGUUGGAAGAUGACAAACCGGUGGUGUAUUGGUCACCUGAGGUUGGUUCCAAUAUCAUUCAGACAAAGCUUGCGGAACUGAACUUGUGGCUCAUUGAUGAUGAUCUCUCAUGCAAGGCUGUGAUCUGUCAUAGCUUAUAAAGUAAAAACAGGAAGCUAAU
Molecule: messenger RNA, 2934 nt
Organism: Brassica napus (rape)
Lineage: Eukaryota; Viridiplantae; Streptophyta; Magnoliopsida; Brassicales; Brassicaceae
Exons: 3
Coding region: 1085-2914 (609 amino acids)
Source: RefSeq, a predicted model, not a curated record